Molecule: messenger RNA, 3269 nt
Organism: Oreochromis niloticus (Nile tilapia)
Lineage: Eukaryota; Metazoa; Chordata; Actinopteri; Cichliformes; Cichlidae
Product: tensin-1
Exons: 8
Coding region: 868-1536 (222 amino acids)
Source: RefSeq, a predicted model, not a curated record
AAGCGUCCCACUUCGCAUCUCCGGGGGUUGUUUAUACUCCACCCAGGAACUACAGGGGCAGGGACGGAUAGUUGGAGACGCGCAUACAGCGUUAUAGUCAGAUACGUUGCUACUAUUAUUUUGCUCUCUCCAAAAUCAUUAGAGUUAUCCUUAUACAUUAACACUACCUCCACCUGUCUCUUCUUCUCGUGCAUACUGGCUAUUAAAGGCUCUUCAGCUUCUAUACAAACUGAGGAGGUGUGCUAUAGCAGCAGGUGGCAGUUUCCAUCUAAUUACCCUUACCUUAUAGUGGACCAAUAUACUUCAAUCAAAGUAAUGGGGGAUCUGUGAAAGUUGUAAUUAAAGAUGGGAAGGCAACAGACGCACGCUUCAGAGUCUCUCUUGGCUCAAAUUAUCUUACUGACAUCUUUCUGACAGAAAGAGAUAAAGGAAUUUAUUUGGCGUCAUCUGGUGGCCAUCAGUGACACAAUGUUGUUGAACUGAAAGUCUUGGAAUCUGCCAAAAAGGUCACGAGGGAUUACUACUAUACUUGGGAGUACUGUAUCCCUAGACAGGCUGAAAUCCUGGAGUUUAUUCCCCUUCACAGUCUGGACCAGCCAAAGAUCCUGUGGAAUCGCACAGACUCUCAGAUCAGACAAAGCAGGGCAUGGGUGGAAAAACAUAAAUGAGAGCUAUCUUAUCUCACUCAGGCAGACAGUGGCUGCUACAACUUGACCAGGGUGCAGCACAAGGUGAUGUGAAAUUUCUGCAUUUUACCAGAUUAAAUGUUCCUAUGAAGUCUGAUCUGUGUCACUAACAGAACUAACACUUUACUUGAAUGCAAAGACAAAUGAGCACUUCGUCGUUCCAUAGCCUCAGGCCAUUAAGAUGUGGGCUGUGACUUUUACGCCUCAAGGGGAAAUGGAACCCAGAACACUGAUGAAUGGCAGUCUGAUCAUAAAAGAUAAUUGGUUCUUUGACAGAAUUUGGACAGUCAUGGAUGGCAUAGAAAUGAAUGCUGUAGAAACAAUAGACUCUGGCACCUUGGAGUUCAGAGACCCAGAAGGCGACCUGGCCUUGAGUGCACAGCUUAACGCGAAUCGAGCAUUUAUUUCAGAGAGUACAUUACUCCCUGUUAUUGGCUUGGUUGCCAUCAUUGUGAUCAUCUGCAUUUGCUGGUGUUGUAAAAUGAACUGCAAGUCUUCUCCUCAGACUCAGACUGAAGGCUCACCUGAGCCUAAUGUAUAUUGUCAUGAUCAGGAUCAACCUACAGGUCAGCGUUAUUCUGGUGAACCACCUCCUCCAUAUUGGUCCUGUCAGCCCAUGAAUUUUCAUGUUCCUGAACAACCUACGGGUACCUCGUCUGAGCCACCGGCAUAUCAUGAAGUAAGUAUCCAUGUGAACCCAUUUGAGCCUGAGGUUGCACUUCCAGGCAGGUGGAAUUCCACUCCACAUCCCCCAGUCAGCUCAGACCCCCUGCUCUCAACCCUGGAACCACACUUUGAUCUGGAAGGAGUAACAGUUCCCUCUGCACCUUCUCUUAGUUCAGAGUUUUAGAGCUUAAGUUCAGAUGUUGUUUUUUGCACUCAAACUGACAGAUAUUUUAACUAUUAUAAAUUAUUCUCUGUUAUCUGUGGUUUGUUCCUCCAAUGUUAAACAUGCAGCAGUCUACCCCCUUAAAAAACAGAAAAACAAAAACAACAUAUAUAAAUUCUUCUUGACCUCACCUAAACCCUCAGAUCAUGUUGUAUGUGUUAAACAGGUAAUCUUCUGUACGGAUUGACAAAGUUUUAUCUUCUUAUGCUCCUCUCUCUUCUGGAGUCCCACAGGGUUCCACUUUGGGUCCCCUUUGAUUUGCAACUGCUGUAUGCUACAUGCUAACUCUUGGGCACAUCUUGGCCUGACAUGUUCAAGAUCGUCACUUCCCUGCAGAUAAUACACAACAAACUCAAUAUACGAGACGUCAUAACAGGAUAUGAUGUCCAAUCUGGAAGGAAGGAACUGGAUGUCCAAAUUUUUUUCUGAAACUGAAUAAUGGAAUUUAUUGUAUUUACACCCUCUCCACCCAGCACAAACUUUUUGUUUUUGACUCCAAUUUCUCUUUUGAUUUGCACGUGUCUAAAGUUAUACAGUUGUUUUUUUAUUCAUCUUAGACAGAUAUCUGUCUAAGCUGAAUAAGCUGCUCUAAGCUGCUCAUUCCAAAUCAGAAAAGGUUAUUCGUGUUUGUAUUUCUUCCAGAUUUGGCUGCUGUCAUGCUGUUAACUCAUACAGCAUUCAUCAUAACAUCCUCAGACUUCAAAAUGCUGCUGCAGGCUUUUAAUAUAUAGAAAAAUAAGCAGUAACGUUACACCAGUCCUCACAUGCUUCCACUGGCUACCUUUUAGUUGUAGAACUAAUAUGAAGAUUUUAUUGGUGGUUUUUAAGGCCUUAUACACUCCUGUCUAUAUCUGCUGCUGAUGCCAUGUGACCCUGGCUGUUGCCUGAGAUCUUCCACCAUGGCCUUGGUUAGUGUUGACUUGCCUGUCCACUAAAUGCGAUUAAGCCUUUCCAACUUACGACCCAUUGAAGAUCUCAGGCAGGCAAACUUUGAAACCUUUUAAAUGUCUUUCUUAAAAUUGAUUUUUAUCAUCUGACUUUUUAAAAAUGUUUCUGUCUUUUAAUUGUGGGACUGUAUGCAAUCCCUUGUUUCCAUUGAAUUUAAUAUUGUAUUUAUUUCCACUGAAAUAGUUUUGAAUUGCUUUUUUUUUUUUGUUUAGCACUUUUUAAACUUUAAACAUAAAAUAUUAUUGAAAUAUAAAUGAAUGUUAAAUAUAUAAUAAAGGAUAAUGUUACCACCUUUACCAAUUACCAUAAACUACUUUAAAUUAUUGUUUUAUAUCUCUAUCUGUGCCUCCUGCUCCAUGUAUCACUUCUUUGAAGGUUUUAUUAUUACCUUUUGAGGAAGGAUGGGGUAUUUUUUUUGAAGAAUAGCUUUUAUGUUUUUUUAUUAAAAAAAAAACCUGCACAUCUAAAUGCAAUGCAAGUAUUACUCUCACUGUAUAUUUUUGUAUGUAAGUUGGAACUUUUAUAACCUUUUUGUGAAAACUGAAAAAGUUUUGAGGCACUUGUUUUGUGUCAAAUUGUGAUAAUUUUCUAUGGUCUAAAUCUGUUAUUUAAAAAUGCACAUCUAAAUGCAAUGCAAGUAUUAUCCUCACUGUAUUUUUUAUAGAUUUUGUAAGCUGGAACUUUUAUAACCUUUUUGUGUUACUUUGACAGAAAUGCUUUGUUCAUAAAAUACAUGUCAAAAUCUG